This is a messenger RNA of Neltuma alba, 1791 nucleotides long. Its product is annotated as probable serine/threonine-protein kinase WNK3. The record is from RefSeq and is a predicted model, not a curated record. The transcript is spliced from 8 exons. Gene Ontology annotation, molecular function: ATP binding; protein serine/threonine kinase activity. Lineage: Eukaryota; Viridiplantae; Streptophyta; Magnoliopsida; Fabales; Fabaceae. Gene Ontology annotation, biological process: protein phosphorylation. The coding region runs from base 1 to 1791 and encodes 596 amino acids.
AUGCUGCAGGAUUCGUCCCAACGAGACUUUGAUAGCUCUGACUCUGAAUUUGUAGAGGUUGAUCCCACCGGUCGUUAUGUUCGGUACAAGGAAGUUUUAGGGAAGGGAGCUUUCAAGGAAGUAUAUCGAGCUUUCGAUGAGUUGGAAGGAAUUGAGGUUGCAUGGAAUCAAGUUAAAGUGGAUGAACGAAUGCAUAAUUCUGAAGAUUUGGAACGCCUGUAUUCAGAAGUUCAUCUGCUGAAGACUUUAAAGCAUAAAAAUAUCAUCACAUUUUAUAAUUCAUGGGUUGAUCCUGAGCAUGGCAACAUCAACUUCAUCACUGAAAUAUUUACUUCAGGAACAUUACGCCAAUACAGGAAGAAACACAAGCGUGUUGACUUGAAAGCCUUAAAGAAAUGGUCUAGGCAGAUUUUGGAGGGGCUUUUCUAUCUUCACAGUCAUGAUCCACCAAUUAUUCAUCGAGAUCUUAAGUGUGACAACAUCUUUGUCAAUGGAAAUCAAGGUGAGGUGAAAAUUGGUGACCUGGGACUGGCAGCCAUUCUUCAACAAGCCAAUUCAGCUCAUAGUGUCAUAGGUACUCCAGAGUUUAUGGCCCCAGAGCUCUAUGAAGAGGAAUACAAUGAGCUUGUUGACAUUUAUGCUUUUGGCAUGUGCUUGCUAGAAUUGGUAACCUUUGAGUACCCAUAUGUUGAAUGUGCAAAUGCCGCUCAAAUAUACAAAAAGGUGACAUCUGGAGUAAAGCCGGCAUCUUUGGCAAAAGUGACAGAUCCUAGGGUGAAAGCAUUUAUAGGGAAGUGUAUUGCCCAUGUAUCUGAACGAUUACCGGCUAAGGAUCUCUUGAUGGAUUCCUUUCUUCAUUUAGACGAAGAUACUGAGGGUAUAAGUCGUUUUUUAUGGCCUAAAACUCACCAUGCUGAGACAAGCAGGGAAUUUAGAGUGGAAGGUCAACGGAAAGAUGUCAAUACAAUAUUUCUGAAACUGAGACUAGUAGACUUGUCAGGUCGUAUUUGCAAUAUCCACUUUCCUUUUAAUAUUGAGGCAGACACUGCAGUUGGGGUUGCUGGCGAAAUGGUUGAAGAGCUUGAGCUCUCUGAUCAAGAUGUCACAACUAUUGCUGAGAUGAUUGAGUCAGAAAUUCAAAACCACUUUCCAGUUUGGAAUCCCAGUGAAAGUCCCAUCCAUGGAUCUGGCAAAGGGCCGGCAGUUUCAAGCGGAUUUGCCUCUACCAACUUUACUGAUAGUCUUGCACUGGAUAUAUUACCCUCUGGCCGUAAGUUCUGGUCGGACUCACCCAAGGGAGCAGUCAAAAACUCUUUUUUAAGGGCCGAUGCUUCUAACCUGUCCUGUAAAGUGGAUGUGGGCACCGAGGAAAGUAACUUGACUGGAAAUGAUGCUGUCUCAGUUCAUCAGCAGGCUAAGAACUGUGUUCAUGAUGGUGAUAGGAGUUCAGUAAAGAAACCUAGUGGGAUUGCUGAUUUUCAUUCCAUUGAGAGAAGGAUAGCAUCCAAGGAUUCAAAAGUAACGGAAGGGGAAUCUCCUCCAGAAGCAAAAUCUAGCAUAUUAGGAGAUUCUGAAUUAGAAAAUGUCAACUUAAUUGCCUCAGAACUAAAAAAAUUGUUGGUGACACAGCAAGAAGACUUAAAAAAACUAGAGAAGAAACAUGAAUUAGCCGUCUCAGAUUUUCUGAAGAAGCUCCCUUCUGAGGUGCGGCAGCUGAUUUUAAAUGCAUAUAGCCUGGAGUUACCUGACAGUGCAGAUGCAGACAGACUUGAGGCCUCUUCCAAUGCUUAA